UCCACGAAACCCUCGCACCCCCUCGCUGUUAAACCCUGAACCCUAAACCCCCCUAAAGCAUCGCCAUCAUAGCUAGCUGGGAAGGAAACGACGGGAUCGCGGCUUGUAGAGACUAUCCGAAACCAUAAAACCUCAUCUUUAUCCUCCUUCCGCUCUGCUCCUAUCCGAAACCAUUGAGGAAGGUUUUCUUUGUCACUUCUUGUUCAUACAUAAUUGUGUUGUAAAUUUAACUAUUAGAAGAAAAUGGAGGCCAGUUUAGAGAAAUCUUACCAAGCUGAGAAUGAUGAGGAGUAUGUUCUACUUGACCUUGAGAAUGUUUGCCUGCAGGCUGAUAUUCCAGCCAAUGCUCCUUAUACUCUGUCUGGUUUGGACACGCUAAAUCCUACACUUACUAUUGGGAGUCGUCUGAAGUUGAUUGGUGAAUAUGAAGAGACGGUUGGAACAUGCAUUUUGUUCAGUCAAAGAGCACAGAUGAGGAAACCAGACACGUUGCUAGUGUUCACAAAGUUCUUAAGUUCAGAUUGGAGGCUGAAGUCCAGAGUGAAGAUGCCUCGUGAUUUUGUGCAACAUGUUAUUACGGCUUUGUGCAAUAUUAUUUAUUAUUUGGAAGAUUAUUAUUAUUUUUUAUUUUUAUACGAGGAAUAUUAGUAUAAAUUUAUGUAUUGAGAGGGGUAGGAGCUCAAUCUUUCAUUGCAAUAUAGGAACUGUUUGGAUUACUGAAAGUAAAAUAUAAUGUAAUAGAUUU
Phalaenopsis equestris is the source of this 745-nucleotide messenger RNA. RefSeq names its product general transcription factor 3C polypeptide 6-like. Gene Ontology annotation, cellular component: transcription factor TFIIIC complex. Gene Ontology annotation, biological process: transcription by RNA polymerase III. NCBI's taxonomy places the organism in Eukaryota, Viridiplantae, Streptophyta, Magnoliopsida, Asparagales, Orchidaceae. The transcript is spliced from 5 exons. Bases 244 to 648 code for a protein of 134 amino acids. The record is from RefSeq and is a predicted model, not a curated record.